Messenger RNA from Trichobilharzia szidati, 1437 nucleotides. NCBI's taxonomy places the organism in Eukaryota, Metazoa, Platyhelminthes, Trematoda, Strigeidida, Schistosomatidae. The record is from the annotation of a GenBank genome assembly.
UGGAUAUCUACCCGAUAUCUAUGUUGAUUUGGCGGCCUGUUUGAAUUUUUGGGCCUGCUACCAUAAAAUCUACAUAUUGCAUCCAACCUACCAUUUACUCCAUUUAUUUAUCACCCAAAUAUGAAUUCUAAAAGGAUCAUUUACUCUCGCAACUUUAUCAUUCAUUUACGACCCAAUAACUUUCAUAUUCCCAAGAAAUCAAGGAGGAAGCAUCGUAGUGGCUGGCAAAGAGCUCUUAAACGUACACCAAUACACUUAACUACGGUCCCUGUCAUAAUGAACACUAACUGCCGCUCCCUGCCAAACAAAAUAAUGUACCUACAAUACUUGAUGUCCACUGACACUUAUCACAAUACUGCGAUAAUCACAUUACAAGAAACAUGGUUACACGAACUGUACGAUGACAAUCUCAUCUCUCUAAAGGACUUCAUCCUAUUUAGACAAGACCGAAAAUGUUGUAAUAAGAAAAAUGGGGGUGGAGUAGCAACUUUCAUUAACUCAAAAUGGUCUAUUUCUAAUAAUGUUUGCUUCUCAUUCUCAAAUGACUUCAUAGACUGCAUCACCGUCAAAUGUCGUCCCAAACAUCUCCCCAAAUAUAAACACAUCUUUAUCACAAACAUGUACAUAUCUCCAAGUUGCUCACUAUCUAAUCUUUCAAAUUUUGCUGAUGGAUUCACCAUGUUUGCUGCCGCCAACUUCGAUAACUCUCUAUUGUUAUUACUGGGGACUUCAACUCGUCAGAUUGCUCCUUCCUUGAAGCACUUGGUCACUCUAACAUUGUCAAAUUUCCCACUCGACUAGACAAAACACUUGAUUUAGUUUUCACAAAUGACCAAGGAAUCUAUGAAGCACGUAAACGUGCACCGAUCCUCAACUCUGAUCACUCUAUUGUUCGUGUUCUACCAAAAAUUUACAGCAAAACACAUAUUAAAGUCUUCUCGCAUCUGUCUAUGAAAGCACAACAAAGAUGCUACUCAUCCGAAAACUUACUCAAUCUAAGGAGCAUGUUACAAAAUACUAACUGGGACUUAUUCCAUAAAAGUUCAUUAGAUGACACAAUUGUCAAUAUAACGGAUUAUCUUAAGUUUUGCCUUGAUAUAUGCUGUCCCAAACAAACUCUAUUCAAACGCCUCGACCGCUUCUCCUCUCCUUAUCUCAAACAACUUCGCAGGAAAAAAGAAACUUUAUUCAAAUCCAAAGACAAGUUAGGACUCAAAAAGAUUAAUGCUCAGAUCAAAUCUGAAAUCAAAAAUCUUAAUGCUAUCUAUAAUGAUACACUUUUAUCAUGUAAAUCUCCAAUCAGUGUGUGGAAACUUUUCAAUGAAAUUACUGGUAAUAGAAGGUGUUGUAAUACUUUUCCCUCUUAUGAUGUUAAUGCUCUUAAUCAGUCUUGUAUACGCUGUCCUUCUACUUUAACUACUUCUAAUGUUACCUAUC